AUGUACGCGGAUGGCCUGCUGAUUUUCACGAAAAAUCAACGAUUAAAGAAUAAGCUAGAAGAUUUAUUAUUGCAGAGGUUCAGAAUAAAGGGCUUGGGUGAGGCCACAUACUGCCUCGGUAUACGGAUCCAGCGGGAUCGACGUGGUGGCAAACUAUCGUUAGAUCAAAAAGCAUACAUUGAGGAAAUCGUUCGACGUUUUGGGUGCCGCCAUAGCCUGGAAUGUAAAGAAGCCACCGGCAGUAACUCUUUCGAUAUGCGAGACGGGGCAGAUGGCACUUUCUCGAAAUAUACAAGAAACCAUGUGGUGAGCAAUCUUCGGUUGGAGUUCGCCUACGGUGGACCGGUUACGAUGUACUGCGACAACCAAACUGCAAUCAGCAUCGCAGGCAUCGGAUCCUCUAAUCUCAGGGCGAAACACGUUAGCAUCCGAUAUCAUUCCAUUUACAAGAAUUUGGAGAACGGUGCCGUCACACUUUGCUACACGCCUAUUUCAAGCCAAUCGGAAGAUGGAUUCACCAAACCACUGGCGACACUUAACCAGCAAAAGUUUUGCCGUUUUAUACACUCAGCGAAUUGGACUCACGAAAUUCAUAACUGA
Messenger RNA from Armigeres subalbatus, 600 nucleotides. RefSeq lists its product as uncharacterized. Bases 1 to 600 code for a protein of 199 amino acids. The transcript has 2 exons. The record is from RefSeq and is a predicted model, not a curated record. Lineage: Eukaryota; Metazoa; Arthropoda; Insecta; Diptera; Culicidae.